Sipha flava (yellow sugarcane aphid) is the source of this 616-nucleotide messenger RNA. It is a transcript of the gene Ppcdc, whose product is annotated as phosphopantothenoylcysteine decarboxylase. Gene Ontology annotation, biological process: coenzyme A biosynthetic process. The record is from RefSeq and is a predicted model, not a curated record. NCBI's taxonomy places the organism in Eukaryota, Metazoa, Arthropoda, Insecta, Hemiptera, Aphididae. Gene Ontology annotation, cellular component: phosphopantothenoylcysteine decarboxylase complex. Gene Ontology annotation, molecular function: phosphopantothenoylcysteine decarboxylase activity; FMN binding. Bases 24 to 581 code for a protein of 185 amino acids. The transcript has a single exon.
AAUAGUAGUAAACCUGAAUAACCAUGCCACAUGUACUUAUCGUUACCAGCGCUAGUGUUGCGGCCAUCAAAAUACCCAAUAUUAUUUCAGAACUUUUAAAAAAUAACAUUCAUUCAACAUUGGUCAUUACAGAAGCUAGUAAGCAUUUUAUAGACAUAGAAAAAAUUUCAGAAGAUUUUAAAAUUGACGUUUACACUGAUCAAAAUGAAUGGGAUGCUUGGAAAAAUAGAGGUGAUCCUGUAUUGCAUAUAGAACUUGCAAAAAAAGCAGAUCUUCUGCUACUUGCUCCAUUGAGUGCCAAUACCAUGGCCAAAGUGAGUACUGGAAUUUGUGACAAUUUGUUGACGUGUAUUGUUCGAGCUUGGAAUGUUUCAAAACCAGUAUUAUUUUGUCCAUCAAUGAAUACUCAAAUGUGGAAUCAUCCUAUUACUAAAGAUCAGGUGGACAAAUUGGAGUCAUGGGGCUAUAUUCUAAUCCCUCCAAUUGUCAAGACAUUAAUGUGUGGGGAAUAUGGUAUUGGUGCAAUGGCUGAAGUAGAAACUAUUAUAACAAAAAUUAUAAAUAAUGUUCAUUUUCAAUGAUUUUUUAGAUUAUUAAAACUUAUUUUAUAUUUAAA